Molecule: messenger RNA, 791 nt
Organism: Corylus avellana
Lineage: Eukaryota; Viridiplantae; Streptophyta; Magnoliopsida; Fagales; Betulaceae
Source: RefSeq, a predicted model, not a curated record
AAAUAAAUAUAUUUAAAAUUUUUAAAAAAUAAAAUAUUAAAAAUGUUCGGAGGUGGCCGAGCCACCCUGAAUCGCCGGAAUGGGGGUGGCUCGGCCAAAUAGCUCGCUCAACUCUCGUUGACGAUUCCGGGAACAUCGACCAUGUUUUUGCCUCUGAGAAAGCCAAGGCUUGGGUUGUGUCCGGUUCGCCGCAAUCGACUCUGUGCGCGUUGGGGAACGGAUGCGGAUGCAGACAGGGCUCGAGCCAUGGAAGCCCAAACGGGGCCUUCCCAAGCCUCUUCCCCACCGGCGACCUGGGAUCUGCUUUACGCUGCUGCGGGGGAAGUAGCUCGAAUGAGGAUGAACGAAGAUGUGUACGGGCUCAACCAUGGCAGAGGUCUCUUGGGUCCUCUGAGAAAGCCCUCUCCAGUCGCUCUUCCUGUGAAAAACAACCCCAACUCUGAUGUUGGAUUUGUCUCACACCAGUCACUCUCUCACCAGCAGUUGCAAAUGCAAGCCACUCAACAGUUUCAGCAGCUAAGACAGCAGCAGAUGAUGAAGCAACAGGGGGACUGGACGAUACCAACAGCGCCAGACGACCCAGGAAAUGGUCCAAAACAGAGGGAGGAACAGAGAGUACGUCGGAGCCAGAAACAGUCGCCCUCUGGGUUUGUCCCCUUCUGCAUAGCCCACUCAGCAAAUGGUCGGGCAACCUUCCAGGGCCAGGGUGCCGGCCCACCCUGGUUUAGUUUUAUUUUUUAGUUUUAAAUUUUUAGUUUUUAUUUAUUUAUUUAUUUUUUUUUUUGGUAAGU